CCACGACCAACCCAAAUCAGCUCUCUCGCUGCGACGCCGUUUCAGACCGUCCUCGAUCACUCUCAGAUGGCCUCUUCCGGCAUCCCUAGGUUUGGAAGUGCAGGCCAAAGUAAUGAAUUUGAUCAUAUAGAUCCUGCUAAACCCGUAUUGAAUGUGGCACCUUUGAAUAGCUUGCCAUAUAUUCCCCCAACGAUGGAGCCAUCAAGAGCCAGAAAGUCAGGGGAACAAAGAAAGAUGGAGCCAGCUAUGGUGCUUCUACCUUCGAUCGCAACAAGAGAAGAGCGGGACAAAAUUCUGCACACCACCAAAGGGGUUGUAUUGACUGGAGUUGCUGCAACGGGACAGGUAGGACCCAUAAUAGGAAAGGUCGACAUUGGUGAAUCUGAUGACUCGUACUUAUUUCGCAUCUCUCUGCCAGGUGUUUCAAGGGAUGAAAAUUUCAGUUGUUCAAUUGAGGCUGAUGGAGAAGUGAAAAUCAAAGGAAUAACUACAACAGGUGAGAAAACAGUGUGCAAGAACUCCAUGGUCUUUCAGAUGCUCACACAGAAUCUUGCCCCAGCAGGUCACUUCUCUAUCUCCUUUCACCUUCCUGGCCCUGUUGAUUUCCAGCAGUUCACUGGUUCCUUUGAGACCGAUGGGAUUCUAGAGGGAAUUGUGAAGAAGAAAAUGUAAUCCAUGAGUGUUCAGCUUGGAGAGGUCUAAUUUGGUUGAAGUGGACUCCACAGGGUUAGGAUACACGGUAUGUAGUUUAAUGUUGUCCACAGUAUAUGCUUGGUAUUGCCCAAAGCAUUAGUGCUCAAGGCUUUGUUGAGUUGUAUGUUAGUUUAUCUUUCAGUUGUACUUCGAAAGUUCUCUCAACCAAUUAUGAAGUAACAAAUCACCUAACUUGCAUUGUUGGAUUUGAUUGAAAGGGUCUGUCUGGAUUUCUCAUCCCCAAUGUCGAGUUUAUGUUCUGUGGUAGU
Molecule: messenger RNA, 962 nt
Organism: Argentina anserina (silverweed cinquefoil)
Lineage: Eukaryota; Viridiplantae; Streptophyta; Magnoliopsida; Rosales; Rosaceae
Product: alpha-crystallin domain-containing protein 22.3
Exons: 3
Coding region: 67-672 (201 amino acids)
Cellular component (GO): nucleus
Source: RefSeq, a predicted model, not a curated record